AAAUCAAAACAAGUAAAAUGCUCUUGAAAGUUGAAAUAUGAUGAAAUAAUAGAACCUUGUAAAACAGAAAACUUCAAUUGAAUUCAAAAUUCUGAUCUUUAUGAUUAUAAAUCAAACCAUUAAUGAAUUUGAAGAAUCACUGUGGAUCAUUGAAAGAACAAAAACCAUCGUAGUACUUCUUUAUUUUGCGAAAGUGUUGAAGUUUAAUCAUGAUUUUGAAUAAGAUUCUCUUGAAGAGUGUGAAAAAUGUCUAUGUAUCCAACAGAUCCAGUUUGUUUGGUAGAAAUCGAACCAAGUUUAUGAAGACUACUGUAAUCACGACAGUUACCGGCUGUGGCUGUGCUACUCUAUAUUAUAGUAUUAGCAAUGAAAAUAAACGCCAUAUCAACGUUACUUUUGGAGGACUCAGAAGAUUUAUAAGAUCAGCGAAGAUUGGUCUCACAAUCUCUGCGGAUUAUUGGUGGUCUCUAAGAAACUUGGAGGAUACCAAUACUGAGUACUUGAAAAUUCUUAAUGAAAUUCAUCAACGAUCUGCCGAACGAAUAUUGAACGGAUGUUUAAUGAAUGGCGGCUUGUAUAUAAAAUUAGGACAAGGAUUAGUUAAUUUAGAUCACGUAUUACCAAAGGAAUACACUCAAACUCUCAAAGUAUUACAAGAUAAAUGUCUCGUUCGAAAGGAAAACGAAGUAACACAACUGUUCUUAGAAGAUUUUGGUGUUCCCUACACUGAAAUGUUUUCUUAUUUCGAUGAAACUCCGAUUGCAGCGGCCAGUAUUGCUCAAGUAUUUAAAGCCAAAACUAAAGAAGGAGUAGAUGUUGCGGUGAAAGCUCAAUAUAUUGACUUAAGAGAUCGAUUUAUCGGUGACAUCACUACAGUGAAGGUUCUGUUGAGAUUCGCCGGCUGGGUAUUUCCAAAAUUUGAUUUUGAAUGGCUAAUAAAUGAAUUACACGACCCUUUGGAACGAGAGCUUGAUUUUGUUAACGAAGGCAAAAAUUCGGAAAAGUGUGCCAAAGAUCUUAAUCAUUUAGGUUUUGUAUAUGUUCCGAAAGUAUUUUGGGAUAAAAGUAGUCAUAGAGUUCUCACCACAGAAUUCAUAGAAGGAAUAAAAAUAAAUGAGACUGAAAAAUGUUUAAAUGCAAAUUUUUCUUUGGGUGAUAUCGAUACAAAAUUAUUUACCAUGUUUGCCGAACAAAUUUUUCAUACGGGAUUUAUUCACGCUGAUCCACAUCCAGGAAAUAUUCUCAUUAGAAAAAGUAAGGAUGGAUUAGCAGAAUUGGUACUCUUGGAUCAUGGUUUGUAUGAAACAUUACCAGAAGAUAAUAGGAAUAGUUUGUCCAAUUUGUGGCGCUCGGUUGUGUUGAAUGAUCACGCUGAUAUGAAAAAAUAUGCCAAAGAGCUUGGGGUAGAUGAAGAACAUUACAGAUUAUUCUGCAUGGCUCUGCUGCAGAAAUAUAUUCCGACGGAAAAAAAUGAAGACGAUAUUUUAGCAAUGUUCUUCAAAAUGGGAGGCCGAUCUUUCAAAUCCUCCUUCUACAAUCUGUCAAAACAGGAAAAGGAAAAUUUGAGGAAGAUAGGUGAUCAAAUUCAUGACCGACUUAUGGAAAUUUUCAGACGUCUACCAAGCAAAAUGAUCCUUGUAUCUAGGAAUUUAAACGCUGUUAGAUCGAUAGCCAGAAUACAUGGGAAUCCUGUAGAUAGACAUAAAAUCAUGGCCGAGUGCGCUGUAAAAAAAUUGUUCAAUCAAACUGGGGAGUUCUCUGUUAUGAAAUUCGUACGAAAAUGUGUAUUUCAAUUUAAAUUAUGUUUGGAUACGUUGAGAAGAAUCGUCCUGACAACAGUUCUGAAACUUCUUCGAAUUGAUGUGUUAUAAACGAAGCGUUCAUCAUACCAAGGUCGUGUCAUUACUGAUAUAUAAUCAAAUCAUGUAUUUUUCAAUAAAUCAGUUCACGAACUCUUGUUCAAA
Planococcus citri (citrus mealybug) is the source of this 1964-nucleotide messenger RNA. It is a transcript of the gene Adck5, whose product is annotated as aarF domain containing kinase 5. The record is from RefSeq and is a predicted model, not a curated record. Bases 210 to 1871 code for a protein of 553 amino acids. Lineage: Eukaryota; Metazoa; Arthropoda; Insecta; Hemiptera; Pseudococcidae. The transcript has 11 exons.